Molecule: messenger RNA, 750 nt
Organism: Ooceraea biroi (clonal raider ant)
Lineage: Eukaryota; Metazoa; Arthropoda; Insecta; Hymenoptera; Formicidae
Product: odorant receptor 67c
Biological process (GO): detection of chemical stimulus involved in sensory perception of smell; sensory perception of smell
Cellular component (GO): plasma membrane
Molecular function (GO): olfactory receptor activity; odorant binding
Source: RefSeq, a predicted model, not a curated record
GUUGUGGGAUUAUUUUUCCACGUGUUAGAAACGGCGACCGUGAUCGCGAUGCUGAAUGCGUUGAUCUUAACAUUGUUUUUAUUUCGAGGUACUUCACAUAAGCGGACAAAUCGAUAUCAUGUGUCAAGAGUUAAGAGAAAUUUCUUCCACGAGUAAGCCUUAUUCGUUAUCCACCAAGUCGCUGAUAACGAGACAUCAAAAGAUUAUAUUAUUGUCGAAUAAUGUCGAAAAUUUUUUCUCAUUCGUUGGUCUGUUGCAAUUUGUAUGGAACACUUUUGUUAUUUGCUGUAUAGGAUUUAUGGCGGUGAUAUCUUUGGAUAUGAAUACGGAAGGUAAAUCCGGCGUAAUAAUACAGUUUAUUAUUCCAUCUGUCGCAGUAACCAUAGAAGCUUUCGUUUUCUGUUUCGCUGGCGAGUACCUAAGUACAAAGAGUAAAUCCAUCGGCGAUGCAGCAUACGAGGCAGUUUGGUAUGAUUUAUCCACUAGCGAAUGCCGAGUUUUAUUAUUCCUGAUUCUAAGAUCGCAAAAGCGAUUGACGAUCACGGCUGGGAAAGUCACGGAUUUGACACUGGAAGCUUUCACCACUGUCAUGAAAGCUUCGGCUUCAUACAUUUCGGUCUUGCACGCGAUGUACUAAAACUCAAAUCAAUGUAUGCUGGUUAUACACAUAUUGUCAAAGUGAUCACGAGUGAGGUAGUGAUGUACAUAUGUAGAAAAACUAAUAUAGAGAGACGAUUAAUGUUUAUCCUG